This is a messenger RNA of Monosiga brevicollis MX1, 2346 nucleotides long. RefSeq lists its product as uncharacterized. Gene Ontology annotation, molecular function: ubiquitin binding. The record is from RefSeq and is a predicted model, not a curated record. Gene Ontology annotation, biological process: regulation of DNA-templated transcription. The coding region runs from base 1 to 2346 and encodes 781 amino acids. The transcript has 10 exons. NCBI's taxonomy places the organism in Eukaryota, Choanoflagellata, Craspedida, Salpingoecidae.
AUGGCGCCAUCUGCAGGCGAAGCGCUGCCUUUGGAGCAACAGUCAGGGCGCAAUGCGCAAGGAAACCAUGUUCCCCUCCUUGACGCGUCCUGGGUGACGCCGCUGGACAUCCUCCCCUACACGGCGCCCGAAGCCUUUAUGGACGAUGCCUCUCGUGAACAGCGUCUGGACAUUCUCUUUAUGCAAACUCGAGACGUCGAGCAUCUGCUGCGUCUGCCCUAUCACGUGUUUUGGAGCCAGGCAUGCUUUGAUACGAAGUUGCACACGUUUCUGGAGCAUGUGCUUCGCAAAAGUCCGCGUCAACACGACGUGCUUUUGCAAUCAACACUCGACCCGGCGGUGGCCGAGGCUGAGUGGCGUCUAGCUCAGGCGGUGUUUCGCGUCUUCCUGAGGCUUUCAACACAUCGCGAGGACAAGCAGCACCACAUGUCUCCGUCUGCGUUCGGCGAGCUCAUUUAUAAUAACUGGUUGUUUGACGUACCCAAGCUCAUGGACCUUGCAGUCCUUUUCUCGACCGCCAAUCCACCUUUGGUAGCCAAGAUGCUCACCAACGUCUUCACUCACAGUCCGAGCUACUUUGAGGAUCUGACAGGCAGUUUGGCUCAACUGGUUCUAUUGUGUCAUCAGACUGCGCUUCAACACGGUCUUGAAGGCGUGUUGGAGGGUCUUGACCAGGCCCGGGCCAUCCUGGGCACCUCCAGUGAAAUGGUUGCUUCGUGGAGCAAGGCAAGCACGGAUUUGACUGAAGCCCCCUCCGAUGAAGUGGCUGACUUGCUUUCCUACGUGAUUGAUUUGGCCGUGACGCUGCGAGCGUUUGUACGCUCCGUACCACUGUGCCGCGAGCAAGUGCACUACACACAUCUCUUGGCCGGUGUCCUCGCGUUGGGCUCACAGGUCCUCGAGGCGACAGUGACACGCUAUGGACCAGCAACAGAUACGCCACUGGCCAAGGCCGAGGGCGAGGAUCGUUUUUUAUUUGCUCUGCACGCCCUGGCAGGUGACUCGCUGGCUGACUUUGUACACGAAGUGCUGUUGGUGCUCUUCUUGCAGCCUCUGCGGGCUGCGGCACCGGCGGACGAGGAUUUGCACGAAGAGCUGGAGUGUCAAUUGUAUGACGUGCUGGCCGACGUGGUGCAGGCCUCGUGGUUAUGUGGAGAGCUGACGGCCGACAAGCGACUAGACACGCUGUUGGCCGACUUGAAGGCCUUGGUGUUUGAUCAGGCCCGCCUCGACUUUUUUGUGACAGCCUUGGCCCAGAGUGGAGUUCCAGAGGCCAGCACUGUAGCUACAAGCGCAAGCAAGUCAUCUGCCGUUGGUCCAGCCACUUCUGCGGGUGCUGCUGCUUCUGCGGGUGCUGCUGCUUCGGCGAGUGCGGCCACUUCAGCAGGCACCGACCCGGCUGUUGAGCAGAUCAAGGAAAUGAUGCCCGAAUUGGGUCGAGAGUUUAUCCGGCAGGCAUUGGCCACUUGUGAUAGCGCCGAGCAGUUGGUGAUGAUGUUGCUGGAGAACAAUCUGCCGCCUGAACUCGCUGAUCUGCCUCGUGAUCUGGAGAGCCCAGUGCAGGUUGAGUCCAGAGCUACAACAGAGGUGCAGGCUCAGCAGAACGGCGAGCGCGACAAGGAUCGAGAUGGACUCGUGGCCCCCAGCGUAUACGAUAAUGAUCAGUUUGAUGUUUUCAGUGGCCGCGCGAUUGAUGCGAGUCGCGUGGCUCGCGGAAAAAGCAAGGGACGUCGCAAUGACACGCACCUGGACACCGCGGAUAAGGAUCGCAUUUUUCGGCAGUACGGCACGGUCCAAGACACUGCCCACCACAGUUCUGAAACCUCAGGGGCGGGCGCUGGUAUCAUGCCCAGCAACGUGGCGGAGGAGGAGUUUUCAGUUUCGCACGAAUGGAUGUACGAGGACGAGUACGACGAUACGUACGAUGGGUUGGGUGACGAGGGUGUUCUGGAGCCAACUCUGGACGAGGAGCUGGGGCCAAACCCCAAUCGGCACUUCAACGCUUCCCGCAAUGGGCAAAACGAUGACGAUGGCGAUGCCGAUGGCGCUUCCACCGAUGGACUAAGUUUGCCGGCCCCGGGCAAUUCCUCUGGAACGGGCAGUGCGGCGAGUGGGCCAGGUGCAGCACCCCAUCGAUUCAACACGGGCAAUGUGACAGCCGCACGAGGCCGAGGCGGGCGCCACACCGGCACGCCUAUGGCACGCGGGCGGGGCGCCGUCUCCGAGACGUGGCAUAAUCGUCGAAAGAAAGAGUCAAACAAGGGCAAAUAUGGAAACCACAACCGAAAGAGUGGUGCUCUCAAGAAGCAAAUGAAGGCAGGCUCGGUCCCCACGGCGCCAUCUUAG